Molecule: messenger RNA, 1313 nt
Organism: Phyllopteryx taeniolatus (common seadragon)
Lineage: Eukaryota; Metazoa; Chordata; Actinopteri; Syngnathiformes; Syngnathidae
Gene: crybb1l3
Product: crystallin, beta B1, like 3
Biological process (GO): lens development in camera-type eye; visual perception
Molecular function (GO): structural constituent of eye lens
Source: RefSeq, a predicted model, not a curated record
CGUAAAUGUAUAUAUACAUCCCCUCUCGCUUACGCAGUACCUCUCACUGUCUCUAAAGAUCAACCCAUUUCAAGCUGCUUGUGUAAAAAUCUGACAAUGUCUCACUCGGGUGCUCAAGGCAGCAUUGGCAGCCACUCCGCCAUGGGGCUGCGUAAUCAUAAGAUUUUCCUCUAUGAAUUUGAAAACUUCCAAGGCCGGAAAAUAGACCUGUUCGGAGAGUGUCGUAACCUAUGCGAGAAGGGUUUCGAGAGAAUCGGCUCCAUCCGGGUUGAGAAUGGGCCCUGGGUGGGCUUUGAGCAGGAGAACAUGAUGGAACAUGAGAUGUUCAUGCUGGAGAAGGGAGAAUACCCCAGAUGGGACACCUGGUCCAACAGCUGCAGAUGUGACCGUCUCAUGUCAGUCAGGCCAGUCACAAUGGACCCCCAGGACCACAAGAUUUGCCUGUAUGAGUGCACAAACUUCGAAGGUCGCAAGAUGGAGGUGUGUGAUGAGGAUAUUCCAAGCCUCUGGUCUUAUGGCUUGCAGGACCGCACCGCUAGCAUUCAGGUCACUGGUGGAACGUGGGUGGCCUACCAGUACCCUGGCUACCGUGGUUACCAGUAUGUCCUGGAAAUAGGCCCGUUCAAGCACUGGAAUGAGUGGGGAGCUCACCGUCCCCAGAUCCAGUCCAUCCGUAGAGUGAGAGACAUGCAGACACACCGCAGAGGCUGCUUCGAGUUUAACGCCUAAAGCCGGUCAGGCUAUGGGCAAAAAGGUCACACUAACUGCAAGGGCCUUGCAAUUUCUUCACUGACCACUUUCCUGCACAAAGCACAUUGCUUCUCAAUUUUUUUUCUCGGAUUUUGCCAGCACUGUUUGGGAGUAGAUAAGGCUUCCUAAGUUGAUGUACUAUUGGUUAAAAAGGCCUAGGUAGUAAUGCUUUCUGUCUCCAGACUUCAUAUGAAAGAUCAUAGGAUUUGAUCAUGUUUUCUUGAUAGUUAGCAGUUUAUGUUUGACAUUUGUUGUGGUACUUUUCCAAAGCUUCUAUAGCUUUCAUUUAUAUCCACCCACAUAUGUGCUUCCAGAGCAAUGACAUACAUAACAAAGCAGUCUCCCAUAGCAUAAAGAUAGCUAAUGAUCAUUCCACCAACUGUAUAAUACUAUAUAUACCAUGGACAGCUCUCAGAUCAGCACAUGAGGCCCUGCAGUAGAUAUCCUUUCAGAACAACACACAGGACCUCUGGUGGCUGUGCAGGGUUGUACCUUUUGCAGACAUUGUCAUUUUUGGUCGGCCCACUUGAGGGCAUUUAUGGGUUCGCCAAGAAGACUUACAU